UGGCCGCCCGGUGCCGCCGCCUCCCCGCCCCCGCCCCGCCCCGCGCCGCCGCCGCCUCGCCGGCCAUGAGGCCCAGCCGGCGCCCCAGCGCGGCCCUGCGUCGCGGCUGCUGAGCCUCCGCCCUCCCCGCCACCACCAUCGCCCUCUCCGCCAUUCCCUCCCCGCCCGGGCGGGGACCCCCCCUUCGCUCCCCUCCCUCCUCACAGCCGCCGCCAUGUUGGGCCGGGAGCCGCAGCGGGGCCGCCACUGAGCCCCGGAGCCUGCGAGGCGGAGGAGGAGGCGGAGGAGGAGGCGGAGGAGGAGCCCGGGGCCUGGCCGCCCCGCACAGCCCGGCCGGCCGGCCGCCCAGCCGCAGCCAUGGCGGAGCAGACCUACUCCUGAAACAUGCCAGAUCAGGAAUCUGAAUCACUUGGGAAACCUUCCGAUUCAUUCUCCAUUAUUAUUCAAGCAGACAAGUCCCCUGAUCUCGUUUUCCAUGUGGUUUGCAAAUGGUUGUGCUACCACAGGAUGAAGAAAGAGAGGAUGAAGAGAGUAGGUGACUGGUAAAAGGGCAUAUUCCCUUGUGGAUUCCAGUCAAGUGUCUACCUUCCUGAUUUCUAUUCUUCUCAUAGUCUACGGCAGUUUCAGGUCUCUUAACAUGGACUUUGAGAAUCAAGACAAAGAGAAAGAUAGUAGCAGCGCAGCUGGGUCUUUUAAUGGCAACAGCACCAAUAACAGUAAGGGUAUUCAAACCAUUGAUUCUACCCAGGCGUUGUUCCUGCCGAUCGGAGCAUCUGUGUCUCUCCUAGUUAUGUUCUUCUUCUUUGAUUCAGUUCAAGUUGUCUUUACAAUAUGCACAGCAGUCCUUGCAACAAUAGCUUUUGCUUUCCUUCUGCUCCCGAUGUGCCAGUACUUGACACGGCCUUGUUCACCCCAAAACAAGAUUUCCUUUGGCUGCUGUGGGCGUUUCACUGCUGCUGAGUUGCUCUCAUUUUCUCUGUCUGUGAUGCUUGUCCUUAUCUGGGUCCUAACUGGCCACUGGCUCCUUAUGGAUGCUCUGGCUAUGGGCCUGUGUGUUGCAAUGAUAGCCUUUGUUCGGCUGCCGAGCCUGAAGGUUUCCUGCUUGCUACUCUCUGGGUUACUAAUUUAUGAUGUCUUUUGGGUCUUUUUUUCUGCCUACAUCUUUAACAGCAAUGUUAUGGUGAAAGUGGCCACACAACCAGCUGAUAAUCCUCUUGAUGUUUUAUCCCGGAAACUUCACCUGGGACCAAAUGUGGGUAGAGAUGUUCCCCGUCUGUCGCUGCCUGGUAAACUUGUAUUUCCAAGUUCCACAGGCAGCCACUUCUCCAUGCUGGGGAUCGGAGAUAUUGUGAUGCCAGGUCUUUUGCUCUGCUUUGUCCUGCGUUACGAUAACUACAAAAAGCAAGCCAACAGUGAUUCCUGUGGUGCCCCAGGACCAGGGAACAUCUCUGGACGUAUGCAGAAGGUCUCUUACUUUCACUGCACACUUAUUGGAUAUUUUGUAGGUCUAUUAACUGCAACAGUAGCUUCUCGCAUUCACCGGGCAGCCCAGCCUGCCCUACUCUAUUUGGUACCAUUUACUUUAUUGCCGCUCCUCACCAUGGCCUAUUUAAAGGGCGAUCUACGUCGCAUGUGGUCUGAGCCUUUCCACUCCAAGUCCAGCAGCUCCCGUUUCCUGGAAGUAUGAUGGAACAGAUAGAAAGUGACCUGAACUUCUGCCUUGGUCCUUUACACUUGUGGCUUUGUCGUCUCCUAGAGCUGGACUGGCUGGUACUUGGGAAGGUACCGAUUAAGGGACUUGUAUGAAAGGACUUCGUGUUAAGAGGAGGAAAAGGAAAAAAAAGCUAAGGUCCUGGAGCUCCGUGUGACUCCGUAUCUCCCUGCAGGUGUGGAAGUGGGGACCCUUUGUGCGACUGCAGCCACUUUCCUCUUUUCCUCACUCGGAUGGAUUAGUACCAGACUAUUGCCUUUGUGAGAGAGGAAGAGACAGACUUGAGACUGAAAACGGCUUGAAGUCGUUCAAAAACUUGUGAACACUAAAA
Molecule: messenger RNA, 2042 nt
Organism: Tyto alba (common barn owl)
Lineage: Eukaryota; Metazoa; Chordata; Aves; Strigiformes; Tytonidae
Gene: SPPL3
Product: signal peptide peptidase like 3
Exons: 12
Coding region: 638-1687 (349 amino acids)
Biological process (GO): membrane protein proteolysis
Cellular component (GO): cytoplasmic side of endoplasmic reticulum membrane; Golgi-associated vesicle membrane; lumenal side of endoplasmic reticulum membrane
Molecular function (GO): aspartic endopeptidase activity, intramembrane cleaving
Source: RefSeq, a predicted model, not a curated record